Molecule: messenger RNA, 642 nt
Organism: Glarea lozoyensis ATCC 20868
Lineage: Eukaryota; Fungi; Ascomycota; Leotiomycetes; Helotiales; Helotiaceae
Exons: 1
Coding region: 1-642 (213 amino acids)
Source: RefSeq, a predicted model, not a curated record
AUGUAUAAACGGGAGAACAGAACGUUUUGCGUAAACCGCAACGUCUACCCUCAAGCUAUGCAAGACAUUCGCAAAUUAUCGUUUCCUGAACUCGACAAAAUUCGUUGUAUCCGCUUCGUCUGGACAUACUUUGACAGCGUCGGCUUGACCGAUAAGCCAUUUCAGAACCUUGUUAGAGGUAAAAAGAUAACCAUGCGCAACAACCUUAUCAAGGUAGUCUUCGUUUUCGCCUUCAACUAUCCAGAACCGAGAUAUUAUAUCGAUACUCAUAAUUCACAACCUCAAGUCGACGGGAUGAACAGAUUUGAAUACCCUACAAUUAUUCAAGCCAACAUAGAGUUCUUGAGUCGUGCAAGCAAGGAGGGCAUCAAGACUGUCGAAUCAGGUAUCGAAGGCGUAAACACCUUGUUUGAAGACCGGCGUAGAGAAGACAUCCUGGUAUGGAUAUCUUGUCCACCAGUUGCUCCAACGGAUAGGAGGUUCCUCAAACUGCCGUUUAUGGAAGACAAUGUUGAAGUGGGACGAAAUUCCGGACUUUUAUUGACUUGGUAUACCAAGAAGAAAUCAUCUAUACAUGAUAAAGAACGAUUCGUGAACGGACUGAGACCACGGCUUAUACCGGGUGAGGACCGCCCUUCAUGA